This is a messenger RNA of Ornithodoros turicata, 2370 nucleotides long. RefSeq lists its product as uncharacterized. The transcript is spliced from 3 exons. Gene Ontology annotation, molecular function: nucleic acid binding; zinc ion binding. NCBI's taxonomy places the organism in Eukaryota, Metazoa, Arthropoda, Arachnida, Ixodida, Argasidae. The coding region runs from base 1 to 2370 and encodes 789 amino acids. The record is from RefSeq and is a predicted model, not a curated record.
AUGGAACGUCUCAAGUCCAAGCGUGGAACUCGACGAGCUCAAACUACGAGAAUUCCCAACGAAGCUUCAACUGUCCUAAAAGAUGGAACUGCCUCAGCUGAAGCGCUGAAUGCAUUACUCCAACGUCUCACUACAAGCAAUGCGGAGCUCGUCGUACUGAAUACCGCCAUCGAGCCGCUUGUGACCGAUGAGGACUACGAAAGGUACGGAGUUAAGAGUGUAGCUGGACUUCCUAUCACAGAGGCCUCGUACGACGAUGCUACAGAAAUUCUCAAGGAGCGUUUCGAGUCACAUACGUGGAUUGCGUUCACUCGGAGUUCAAGACAGUUCUUACGCAGCAAUGCUAACAGAAAUACUAUUAUCUUCCCUGCCAUCGGAAAUCGUAAUCGACUUUUACCGCUCGGUUCGUCGCCCGACCACCACCAGCACUGCAAGCCCAACAGAUGCAGGAGACACCGCAGCGGCGUCCACGUCAACGACAGUUACGACGAACUACAGGCAGUGCUGAAGUUCCUUCACGUGGAGGUUGAGAGUCGAGAGAAAAGCGAAGUCGCAGAACGUAACCUCAAGAAACAAAUUCAGCCUGUCAGCAAAACAGCUACCUUAGGCCGAGCGAAUCCAUCUGCUGCAGUUCUACACAACGCAUCUACAAACCCAGCACCUUGCUUCUUCUGCAGCAACACUGAGCACAGUACUGAAGAGUGUGUUCGAUCAGUGCAAUUGAGCGACAAGAAGGCGAAGCUCGCUAAGGAUAAAAGAUGUUUUCGCUGUACCAAGAAGGGCCACAGCGCCAGAGAUUGCCGAGGGAGGAUGAGAUGCAGGAAUUGCGGCGGUCGUCACGUAACAUCCAUGUGCGAUCCUUCGUGGAAGCCCGAUAAGAAAGAACGGGCCAUAACUGAUGCUAAGGAUGUCACAAAUGUCCUAGUACCCGGAGGAGCUUGCAGGAACGGCACAGUGGUCCUACAGACUUUCAGAUGCUGGGCCGUCGGAAGAGGAAAGUGCAUCUACGUUAGAGGAGUCGUGGACGGAGGCAGUCAACAAACCUUCAUAAGCAAGCAAUUGGCUGAUCACCUAAAACUCAAGGUGAUCGACACUGUUACGCUCACGCUCAAUACUUUCGGAGACACUUCUGCAAGUUCAGAACGAAAACAAUGUAACGUCGUGGAACUCAGUCUACACAGUCAGUUCUCGCCUUCAGAGUAUCUGCUAAAGGCAGUCAUCGUACCCGUUAUUUGCAGGGACAUCAUCGCCACACCUUUGAAUAUUGAUCUGGUAACCAGAAUUCAGGAAAGCGGCGGCGUCAUAGCCGACGACCUCAUGUUUCAGAACGCAACGAAUUUAAGUGGGAUUAAUUUACUUCUGGGUGCGGACCAGCUAUGGAACUUCGUCACCGGCAGAAUCGAGCGGUGCUACAACAACGAGAACUUCGUGGGAAUCGAGACUACACUAGGGUGGACUUUUCAAGGCCCCACAAACUCACAAGAUGUGGAUUGCGUUACGUCGAGUCUUAUGACUUGCGUGCAAAGAACCGAUGCUGCCUGUGAUUGCGAAAACUCCAGAUCGCUACGCCAAAUGUGGCAACUUGAUGGCAUCGGCAUAAAAGAUGAAACCACCAUUCAAGAUGACGACAGAGUGUUCCAACAGGUCUUCAGCACGGUAUCGAAAGAAAACGGCAGGUAUACUGUUGCGCUCCCAUGGAAAACGUCUGCGUCCGACUUACCUGACAACCGUGACAUUGCUGAACGUCGACUGAGGAGCUUAGUAAAACGACUGCACAAAGAGAAAAAACUUGAAGAAUACGACCGUGCUAUUCAAAAAUACAUGAGCGACGGUAUUGCUGAACAAGUAAGAGGGAAAAAAACGAGUGACCGGUUGUACUACAUGCCUCACCGUGCCGUAGUUCGGGAAGGAUCAACAUCAACAAGAGUGAGAGUUGUUUUUGAUGCGCCUUCCCAUGCAGCAGGGUGCUGUUCGUUAAAUGACUGUCUCGAAACCGGACCGAAGAUAAACUGUGACCUUCUAUCGACGCUACUGCGCUUCCGCCUGAACAACGUGGCUUUAGUUGCCGAUAUUGAAAAGGCAUUUCUGCAAGUCGCCGUUAGAGGUGAAGACAGAGACGCUCUAAGGUUCCUUUGGUUUGAGCAGCCACCCACCUCAAGCGAUUGUCUACCUCCUAUUUGCGAAUGGAGGAUGACACGGGUGCCCUUUGGGACGUCGGCAAGUUCCUUUCUGCUAGGAGCUACGAUGCUUCAUCACCUCAGGAAUGUCUCCGGACCUGAACAAGAAGUUGCGCAAAUGAUGGCAGACUCGUUCUACGUUGAUGACCUGCUCCCGGCACCGAUGCAGCAGAAGAGGCAAAAUGCAUCAUAA